AUGGCACGGCCACGGAAUGUGGCUCUACGGGCGACCGUCCAACUUUCAUAUCAAUGGGCAGCUCCUAGUAUGCGACGGCAAUAUAAUGCCGCUACCAUUGCGAUUGCUUCCAGCCCUAGAUUCAAGACAUACUCUCGACGGUCGUGCCGAUAUUAUUCAACCGAGGCUCCAACCAAGGCGACGCGAGGCGGUUCCAAAGUUUUCAAAUCCGCGGACGAAGCUAUUGCCGACCUGAAAGAUGGCGACGUAGUUUUAAGCGCUGGAUUUGGAUUGUGUGGUGUUGCUGAAACCCUCAUACAAGCCAUCCACAAGAAAGGUCUCAAGGAUCUAACGGCCGUCUCGAAUAAUGCCGGUUCCGGUGAUCACGGUUUAGCCCUACUUACGAGAGACGGACGAUUAGGUCGCAUCAUUCUGUCGUACCUAGGAUCGAAUAAAGAGCUCGAGAAGCAAUAUUUGACGGGCAAGAUAGCGGUCGAGUUAUGUCCUCAAGGUACACUAGCAGAAAAGUUAAGGGCAGCUGGUGCCGGCAUUCCAGCUUUCUAUACCGCGACCGGUGGAAAGACAUUUGUCGAGACUGGCGAGAUUCCUGUCAGGUUUACACCCGAAGCUGUCCUUGAGAAGGGAAAGCCGAAAGAGACAAGAGUUUUUAAUGGCAAAUCCUACAUCAUGGAAACGGCGCUCCCCGGCGACGUCGCUAUUCUACGAGCGUGGAAGGUAGACGAAGCCGGCAAUUGUGUAUUCAAAUACACGACAAAAACGUACGCUGGUCUAAUGGCCAAGGCGGCGCGUAUCGCAAUCGUUGAAGCCGAGAAUAUUGUGCCGAUCGGAUCCAUUGACCCCGACAGUGUCGACCUUCCGGGCAUAUUUGUUGAUCGCAUCGUACCGGCUACAGCACCUAAAAAUUUCGAGGUGUUGAAAGUGGCGCCACCAAAAGAAGACGCGGUUUCAGGCAAACCACGCACUCCUGAUGCUCGCAACCGUAUUGCUCGGCGUGCGGCCAAGGAACUACAUGAUGGUUUCUACGUGAAUUUGGGUGUAGGAAUCCCAACUUUGGCGGCGUCCUAUCUACCCGAUGAUGCCAAGGUCUGGUUACAAUCGGAGAAUGGCAUCUUAGGUAUGGGCGCGUACCCAGCAACGGAGCAAGAUGCGGACCCGGAUUUGAUCAACGCGGGUAAAGAGACUGUCACACUGCUUCCGGGCGCUUCGACGUUCGACUCAGCCGAAUCAUUCGGCAUGAUUAGAGGGGGUCACGUCGAUGUCUCAAUCCUAGGAGCUUUCCAAGUUUCAGCAUCGGGUGACUUGGCUAACUACAUGAUCCCUGGACGCGUAUUUAAGGGUAUGGGUGGUGCUAUGGACCUUGUGUCGAAUCCAGACCAUACCAAGAUCGUUGUGGCUACUGAGCACGUCGAUAAGAAGGGCCGGAGUAAGAUCGUUCAAGAUUGCCAAUUACCACUUACCGGUAAGGGUGUUGUCAGCACGAUCAUCACCGAUUUAGCCGUCUUCCAAGUCGACCGUGUCAAUGGUGGUUUAACUCUCACCGAAAUCGCUGAAGGUAUUGACCUUGAAGUUGUUAAGGCCAAGACAGAUGCCGAGUUCGUAGUUGCGGAAGAUUUGAAGAAAUUUUAG
Molecule: messenger RNA, 1626 nt
Organism: Hypoxylon trugodes
Lineage: Eukaryota; Fungi; Ascomycota; Sordariomycetes; Xylariales; Hypoxylaceae
Product: putative coenzyme A transferase
Exons: 3
Coding region: 1-1626 (541 amino acids)
Biological process (GO): ketone body catabolic process
Molecular function (GO): succinyl-CoA:3-oxo-acid CoA-transferase activity
Source: RefSeq, a predicted model, not a curated record